AUGGCAAUUGAAUUUUUCCCAUCGAUACGUGCCGAGAUCCCCGCCGUGAUAUCUGGCCGGUCACGGAUAUUACGGCUUUCUGUUGGUUGUGCUCGAUUGCUUGAAAAUGUUCUUCGAAGUCAUUCAAGGCCAGGACCGAUCUCGAACCAUGACCCCGAUAUUCUCGAGGGUGGGCGUCAUGGUCCCGAACUCCGAAUCAAUGAGACCUUUACCUCGGUUUCGGCCCCUUGUUAUCAUAUUUCGAGCUUGUCUUAUCAUGUCAGAGACUGGGCAUCUUCACCUCAGAUGGAUUACCUCAAAUCACUGGCUGAAGUAUUCUCCACAAAUCUUGAAACACCUCCAUCUUCAAUCCAAUUUAUAGAUGCAGCUCUUUCUUGUACAAGCCCACCCUUUGCACCACCUUACACAGAUCCUAAUCAAAUAUGCAUAAUUCGUAGGCACCUCAUUUCUUUGCUUCAAAAUUAUCCUUCUUUAAGACCAUCCAUCGAUACCUUUACACACGACGAUGGCACCACCGCGAACUUACUUAAUGCAAAUGGAGAAAUGCAAGUCUCUUCUUCAACCCCCGCAAUUCCUCUUACCAUUUGGUUACAUGAAAGUUACCCUUUUAUGGCCCCUAUUGUCCUUGUGUCUUUAAAUACUAGUUAUCCAAUUUAUGACAACCAUCCUUAUGUGGACUCUUCAGGUUCUGUUUCUUCAUUUUACCUAGUAAAUUGGAAGUACCCUGGCUGCAACCUCUCAGACCUUGUGCACAACCUUAUCAAGAUCUUUUCACAUAAUCAUCCCUUUUACUAUUCAGCUCCUAGUGUUUAUUCCUUUCACCCUUCUCUAGCUUCUAAAAGGGAGGCUGUGGACCGACUCUCGUGCACCCUUCAUUAUGACAUGACUGAGUUACUGUCUAAGACACAUGUAGAAGUGGAGGAGCUUUCAACACUUAGAGAACAAAUGGUUAGAAGGGCUAUUAUUGCAGAAAUUUCAGUUGAUGAGCAUGAAACUGAAAUAUCAGAAUUGAAGGAAAGGGUGAAAAUUUUGACAGACGAAGCGGAUAAAGUAUCGAGUUGGUUAAGAGUUAAUGAUCAAAGUUCAUUUUCAGAACAUCCAAUUGAGGAUGCAUUUGAAGCCAGUGAUGAGAAUUCAAAGGUACUACUUGAAUGUCUAGCAGCAGACAGGGCAACAGAGGACUUGAUAUACUCAUUAGACAAAGUAGUUGAGCAAGGGGUAGUGAAUUUAGGUACAUAUCUAAAGCAAGUGAGACUUUUGGCCAGAGAUCAAUUCUUUGGUAGAGCUAAGCUUGUGAAAAUGGGAAUAUCACUCAAGUGGCUUGACUGA
Molecule: messenger RNA, 1329 nt
Organism: Nicotiana attenuata
Lineage: Eukaryota; Viridiplantae; Streptophyta; Magnoliopsida; Solanales; Solanaceae
Product: protein ELC-like
Exons: 3
Coding region: 1-1329 (442 amino acids)
Biological process (GO): protein modification process; endosome to lysosome transport; protein transport
Cellular component (GO): ESCRT I complex
Molecular function (GO): ubiquitin binding
Source: RefSeq, a predicted model, not a curated record